Cimex lectularius (bed bug) is the source of this 1102-nucleotide messenger RNA. RefSeq lists its product as uncharacterized. Lineage: Eukaryota; Metazoa; Arthropoda; Insecta; Hemiptera; Cimicidae. The transcript has 6 exons. The coding region runs from base 204 to 989 and encodes 261 amino acids. The record is from RefSeq and is a predicted model, not a curated record.
UCGCGGUGUGAACGUCGGAUUACAGCUGCCGCCCGUUCCGCCCUCAGUGCCGUGACGCGUGUUUUUCAAUUGGAGAAAUUUUAAAUUUCUCUUUUUUUCGGUCCGUCUCAAGUGAGAAGCGCUUUGUGCCGGCGAAGUGCCCUUCGACACAUGGGAGAAAGCUCACCUUGAUUGGAUAAAAACCAUCCUCCAGAAGAAAAGAGAUGACGGUGUUGAUUUCAAAAAACCGUCGCUCAAGAAGCCACCAGCCAGCCAACAGGAUCUGCAAAAUAAUGUUCGCCACGAUUCUCGUGCUCUUCGCACCAUUCACAGGUGUCGGAGGAUUGAGGUACGUCUCUCUGCACGUACCAGUCGCCGUCGCCCCAGGCCAGAGUGCGACCAUGGUUUGCAAAUACGACCUGGAAGGAGAACCGUUGUACACGGUCAAGUGGUACCAAGACCGAGCUGAAUUUUUCCGCUAUGUGCCGAAAGAACAUCCGCAUACUAAAGUGUUCCCGCUGCCCGGCGUUAACGUAGACAUAAAUGCUUCCGGUCCGGACAGGGUGGUGCUGAGAGACGUCCAGAUGAAACUGGCCGGCAAGUACAGGUGCGAAGUGUCAUCCGACGCUCCGCAUUUCCAUACCAAACUCGUCAGUGCACACAUGCACGUCGUCCAUAUGCUUGAAGGUGAUCCUAUAUUGAAGCUAGAAAAGUCAAGAUAUUCCGUCGGCGAUGUUCUUAGGGGCAACUGCACGACACCACCAUCAAAUCCACCAGCAAACGUCACGUGGUUUAUCAACGGCAAUCGAAUAAAUGCAAGCUACAUAUCAAGAAGUCGCGUUAGUGGCAACAAAUCCAUGUCGAGGGCGGGCCUCGAAUUUGAAGUAAAUACCUUCAACUUGGGCAAGAUGAAUCUGACUUGUGUCGCCGAUGUUUACGGCGUUUACAAGACAAAGUCGGAGAUCAUUUUGGAUGAAGAAAGGCCGAGGCUGGCUUCAGUUCUAGGUUAGUAAACACGUCAAGCGGCAUUACUAAACUUAAGAUUAGCAUUGGGCUUUGAAAGGAGAAGAUAAAACUACGUUUAAUGGACGAGAAAGAAGUUGUUGUUGCUUCUCUGUGCGUG